UAUGAUUUGCAUGUCCUCGAGAGAUCUCGGACAUCCCCGUCUAUCGCAUCAGUGGUGCAUCAGUCGAUGCCUCACCGGUGCUUGUACAGUGCAGCCAAACCCUUCCUCGCAGUCUUCAAGUCAGGAAGGCUGCAUCUCCUGCAUAGACAAAUCUCGCAACGCAGCAACAGUUCCGGAUCGCCUAGCUUGUGAUAGGGACCGAGUAUCAUAGAGAUUCCGUCGCACAUCCGUCACGCAAUCGUGGUCUCGACCCUCUCAAUCCGCUCCCAAUUGACUCGAAGCAAUGUCCAGCACCAACACGUCCGUCAAGAAACGACGGUAUAAGAAGUCACAAUCGCCAGAACUAGAGCCGACCCGUUUCUAUGUCAGCAAAGCUUGUGAAGCAUGUCGAAAGCGUAAAGCCAAGUGUUCAGGUGAAACACCGAUUUGCGCCAGUUGUCAAAAGCAUGGUCGGGAAUGUGUCUACCUCACCCAAAAUGACGGUCGCAAAUUGAGAGCCAAGGCUCCUUCUAGCCAAGUCGAGCAGUUGCAAGCGGAAGUCCGACGAUUAGAGCAAGCUUUAGCAGACUCGCAUGAUCGGUCAAGAUUGACAUCGGCUCGAGAUGUGGCACUGAUAGAUGGCAUAACAUACCAAGCGGAAGGUAGUGGAUCGCAAAACCUUGAUGCCGGUGGAUUCGGUGAAUUUGCACACCAAGACAAUUCAAUGGAGAUCGAGAAUUCUGAGAGACAAGCUGGGCCAAUCAAUCAGGCUGUUGCGAUCGACGGACCGCUACCGAUUGAGCCCUUCUCUACUGGAGGCACCUUUCUGUGCCCAAAUGGAGCUCUCCAUCUACAUGCACAGGCGACUUUCUAUCAGGGGCUACACGUCACUCCCGAAGAGAUGGCGAGUCUCGGCCAUCGCCAUGCCAACUUGCCCCGGUGCGGUCCCAUCAGCAAGCCUUGGGAAGCGCCAUACCUCCCGUUCCCAAUGACGGAAAAGGACCAUCAGACCAUCCUCGACCUGGGCUUCCAGGCCGUCUCUUUCAUGCUGUCUUCGGGGUACAAGAAGAGGUUCAUCUCGCACUUGCUCGACGAUCCCGAGAACCGGACGGCGACCUAUUCUCCCUCGAUUCAUCUGGCCAUCUUAGCCUAUGGUUGGCGAUACUGUCGAGAUUACCCGAUCAUCGCUCGGUAUACGCAGCUAGGUCAUUCGUACGACGAGAGAGGGUACAAGUUUGCAGACAAGGCGAGGGAGAUGGCGGAAGCGGAGUAUAGCUCGCCCAAGAUCUGUACGGUCAUUGGGUUCGACAUGUUGGCUUUGUUCUUGGCGGGCACCAAUAAAGGGUUCGUCGAUGGACAAGUUCGCAGACGAACAAGUGAACCGAGCUGAUUGCACAUUCACUUUCGUGCAGCAUCUUCUGCGGCCCCUUUCACAGUCAGUCCUCUCGCCACGGAGAACCCCGUCCCCGAAUAUCGGAGCUUACUUCGAUUCGACAGGUAUCGCUACUCUAUAUACCCAAGAGUGUGAGUC
Molecule: messenger RNA, 1510 nt
Organism: Filobasidium floriforme
Lineage: Eukaryota; Fungi; Basidiomycota; Tremellomycetes; Filobasidiales; Filobasidiaceae
Exons: 4
Coding region: 284-1369 (361 amino acids)
Biological process (GO): regulation of DNA-templated transcription
Molecular function (GO): DNA-binding transcription factor activity, RNA polymerase II-specific; zinc ion binding
Source: RefSeq, a predicted model, not a curated record